Letharia columbiana is the source of this 2280-nucleotide messenger RNA. RefSeq lists its product as uncharacterized. Lineage: Eukaryota; Fungi; Ascomycota; Lecanoromycetes; Lecanorales; Parmeliaceae. Gene Ontology annotation, molecular function: DNA binding; zinc ion binding; DNA-binding transcription factor activity, RNA polymerase II-specific. The coding region runs from base 1 to 2280 and encodes 759 amino acids. The transcript is spliced from 4 exons. Gene Ontology annotation, biological process: regulation of DNA-templated transcription; DNA-templated transcription. The record is from RefSeq and is a predicted model, not a curated record.
AUGGCUCGUUCACCUCAGUCUCCGGGCGAUGUCAAUGGCGACGGCACCGGAUCCAAGGGCAAGGGCAAAGAGGUCCGCAAGUAUGGCUUCGCCUGCGCCAAUUGCAGGAAACGGAAGGCCAAAUGUGACGGUGGAAUACCCAGCUGUGAGAGGUGUCUCUCCAACGGCGAGACAUGUUACUUCAACAAAGUACCCUCCGUUACCUACUCUCUGGCUCUGCAAGCCCGCGUCGAUACCUGCGAAACGCUUCUGAAAUGCCUACAUAUCGCAAGUGAGGAGGAGCGGUCCCGUUUGUUGGAGGAACACUUCUCUGGUAGUGGAGACAGGAGUGGUAAUGGGAAAAGGAAAAGAAUUCGCAAUACAGAGGACCGACAGGAUAGAAGCGCCACGACGGAAGUCUCCUCUUCAGAAAAUGAACUCACUGAGAUACUGAAUGAAACCUCGGUGGACGAAGAUGGCCGCAUUUGCUUCUACGGAACGACCAGUUCUUUCCACCUGCAACCGGACAAGGUCCUGCGCUCACAGAUUGGCGAGCGACCAGACACGGAUCUAGUACUUUCGAACGACAUCGCACCCUGGGAGCGUACAUUCCAGUGGCAGAACAACCUCAGCUUGGAUACGCCCAGUCCAUCCCUCAGUACCAGCGCUCAAACCGACAUCGGGAUGUACUUGAACUCAGAUGUCGACUCUCAGCUGUGCAACGAGCUGUUGGAAACAUACUGGUGCUGGCCUCAUCACCUACAUCUAGUACUAUGCCGGAAGAUCUUUAUGCGGGAUUUGACGAGCUCAGGACCUUACGUGACCCCCUUCUUACUCAACGCCGUCCUCGCACAAGCCGCGCGCUACUCAGAUCGCCCUGAAGCUUCCAAGUUGGGUCAAACCUUUGCUCAGCGAACUUUAGAUACACUGGCAGUAGAGGUAGAUAAAGGAAGCUCUAUUCCUACUAUACAAGGCCUCUUGAUAUUUUCUGCGCGGGAAUGCGCUUGUGGUCGGACGUCGCAAGGCUGGCUUUACUCAGGAAUGGCUUUCCGUAUGAUGCGAGACAUGGGAAUUCAUAUACCACCAAGAAAGCUCAGUCACUUGGGAGGCCACUUCUCCCCAGCAGAGCUUGCUUUGAGGCAACAGGUGUUCUGGAGCUGCUAUACUUGGGAUAAGACCAUGAGUCUAUGCCUGGGACGUGCUCCGGCAAUGCAUGAUAUCAUCCCACCGCCAACUAACGAUAUCUUAUUAGACGGCGAGGAAGCAGAAAAUGAGGCUUGGCGGCCGAGAUUUGCAACACUAUCGGCAUUAGAAGUAGGUGUGACGCAAAAGGCGAGGUCGAACAGUCGAUUUGUCGCCUACUGUCAGCUAUGCGUGAUCAUCGAUGAGGUGCUGGCGACCCUUUACAGCAAGCCGCACUCUGCGCAGAACCAUCUACAGGGCUUUCUUGACAGGUCAAUCGAGAAACUCGAAAGCUGGGCGCGAGGGCUAUCAACGAAUCUUUACGUGCGAGAAGAUUCACGAUCUGUAUCGUGUCCACCUCUGCAUAUCCUUCUGCUGAAUCUCUUGUAUCAUGCUACCAUCAUACUGCUAUGUCGCCCUUACCGUUCCAAACAGCAACGCGCCCGAAAAAUGGCUACGACGGCCGCAGAAAUGAUCGAUAGGCUGUUCAUGCUCCACAUUCGCCGUUUCGGCUUCCGAGUCAUUACAUAUCUUGAAAGCUAUACUAUGUUCGUGGCCAGUACUAUCAACAUUCUAGAUUUGAAAGAGGGCGUGGACGAAGAAGGAGCAGGUGCCCGGCUCGCUUUGAGCCUAGAGAUUCUUCGAAACGCCACGAGUACUCCGUCUAAUGCCAGGUGCGUCGAAAUUAUCGAACAGCUACUCCGUCAAGAGGAAAAGCCGAAAGACGACGAUCGCCUCGUACAGACUCCGGAGCAACCAGUACCCUCCAAUGCAGAACAAAUACAGGAGCAGAAUCAGAGCAGACGCCGUUCGAGUGCCCAUGGUUCAACACAGACACCUGUUCCACAAUUUGGGUUCGAUGCCCAAGCGCCUGGCCCUUCACAAGGUGUUGACGAGUAUGCAUACAUGAAUCUGGGCGGGGAAUUCCCGCAGCUGUACGACCAAACAAGUUUCAUACCUACAACAAAUUCUCUGCUGUCAUCGGAUUCCCAAGUGGAAACGCCUAUGCGGUGGCUAGCAGACAACGUGGGGACAAAUCCUAGGCCGGAGUUGUGGAUGAUGAUGGAUAUGGACUUUGCAAAGGACUACAGCAAUCCGCCUUUCCAAUACCAUAGAUGA